Penicillium salamii is the source of this 1527-nucleotide messenger RNA. The record is from the annotation of a GenBank genome assembly. NCBI's taxonomy places the organism in Eukaryota, Fungi, Ascomycota, Eurotiomycetes, Eurotiales, Aspergillaceae.
AUGGAGGACAAAGAUCUGAAGCCGGUUGAAUCGGCGCAGUCGCUCGCUGCGGCCUUUACACCUAUACAAGAAGUCCUCUUCGUCGCUGUAGUCUGCAUGGGUCAAUUCAUGACCCAAACCAAUAUCGGAGUAUGCCUAUCACCACUCGACAUUGUCGGCGAUAGCUUUGGUAUCACAGAUCCUGGAAUUCUGAGCUGGUUCAUGGCUGGAUACUCACUCACCGUGGGAACAUUCAUCCUGGUAUCUGGCCGGUGUGGUGAUCUUUUCGGAUACCGUCUAAUGUUCAUCUCGGGAUUCUGCUGGCUUUCACUCUGGUCCCUUGUCGCCGGACUCAGCGUAUACUCGAACCAUAUUUUGUUCAUAUUUGCCCGGGUUCUUCAAGGACUAGGCGGUGCGAUGCUGUUGCCAAAUGCCCUGGCUCUCCUCGGAGCAACCUACCAACCGGGGAAGCGGAAGAACAUGAUAUUCGCCAUCUUUGGUGCUGCUGCCCCCAACAGUGCCCUGUUAGGAACUGUCUUCGGUGCGCUUUUUUCUCAAUUGGCUUGGUGGCCUUGGACAUAUUGGUCACAGGCUCUCGUCUCCCUCGCUUGCGCCGCUCUGGGCCUGAUGGUCAUUCCAUCCAUUCACCACAAUACUCAUUAUGAGAAAUCCCUGCUGGGUUUGCUCAAGGCCAUCGACGCGCUUGGUGGAACUUGUGGAAUCGGCGGACUUGUUCUUAUAAACAUAGCAUGGAACCAAGCACCCAUUGCGGGCUGGAGCGAGCCCUAUGUUUAUGUGAUACUGAUCAUCGGCAUUCUCCUCAUUGCUGCAUUCUUCUAUGUGGAGUUCCGUGUGGCUGAACACCCCCUUAUCCCAUUCCACGCUUUCAGUCGCGACGUUUCCUUCGUCCUUGGCUGUGUAGCCUGCGGUUGGGGCUCUUUCGGAAUCUGGGUGUACUACUUCUGGCGUUUCCAAGAAAAGUUCCGCCAUGCGACACCUCUCCUGGCAUCUGCCGAGUUUGUCCCUGUUGGUCCGAUGGGGAUUAUUGCAUGUGUUGUUACCGGAUGGUUGAUGGGCCGCAUGCGCCCAGGGUGGAUCAUGGUUCUGUCAAUGUGUGCCUUCACACUGGGCAAUGUUCUGAUCGCAAUCGCGCCAGUGCACCAAACCUAUUGGGCGUUGACAUUCGUUUGCCUGUUGGUGAUUCCAUGGGGCAUGGAUAUGUCCUUCCCUGCGGCUAGUCUUAUGCUUUCAAACUCGGUUGAGCGAAAGCACCAAGGUGUCGGCGCAUCCUUGGUGACCACCAUCGUCAACUACAGCGUUUCACUUAGCUUAGGCUUCGCUGGUACGGUGGAAGUUCACGUGAACAAUGGAGGAACAACACCUGCCGACUUGCUGAAAGGGUACAGAGGCGCUCUGUACGUGGCGAUUGGUCUUGGUGGCCUCGGAAUGUUUCUGAGUGCGAUUUACACCUUCAAGGGAUAUCGAGCCGAGAGCCUGUCUGAGAAAAUUCAGAACGAAAGAGCCGAAGCAACCGAAGAAACCGAAUAA